AUGACACCUUCUCUCAUUGACAAAGUUGUCUUUGAUAUCCCCAUUUUGACACAGCAGACCUUGGAUCUUCCAUUUUGGGACGGUCUCAAGGAAGUGCAAGACUCAGGAGUAGUCGUCAUCAACAAGCUUCGCCAUUUCGCUACUGUCGUCACGUUGAUGCAAGCAGGGGCAUAUUGGCCAUUGGGUUAUCGAGGCAACAUCCAGCAAGAACUCUGGCUUGGUUUCGCUCUUGCUGGUGAUGAGGACUUCACAUUUAAUAAACAUUCUCCAGCAGCAUUGGGCGACACUCUUCCUGAUGAGGAAAAGUCCCCACAAUUGUGCAGUGUUCACGCUGGACACUUUGACCCAGUAACAUCCAAUCUGCUUGCUUGGAUGACUAGCGGCUUUGCAAAUUGUCCCAUUCGAAACCCGGAUGUGGGCGAUGACUUUGGGCUGGCCUUCAAUUGGCAUACUUUUGAGACGCCUGAGAACAUGGUUGAUUUCUACAAGAGCAAAUUUCAGCCAAAGGCGGCCAUCAUCCCACCAUAUGUCAACACUGACAGCCUUGAUUUGAAGAAUGAUGACAAGAACCCUACGAGGCCAUGGGAGGCGGGCAAAGGUUGUGAGAACAUGGUUUUUGUGCCAAUGGGGAGAUUGGUGGGUCUGGAAAGCACGGUCUGA
Molecule: messenger RNA, 660 nt
Organism: Candidozyma auris
Lineage: Eukaryota; Fungi; Ascomycota; Pichiomycetes; Serinales; Metschnikowiaceae
Exons: 1
Coding region: 1-660 (219 amino acids)
Biological process (GO): protein O-linked glycosylation
Cellular component (GO): Golgi apparatus
Molecular function (GO): alpha-1,3-mannosyltransferase activity
Source: RefSeq, a predicted model, not a curated record